This is a messenger RNA of Truncatella angustata, 324 nucleotides long. RefSeq lists its product as uncharacterized. Bases 1 to 324 code for a protein of 107 amino acids. The transcript is spliced from 2 exons. The record is from RefSeq and is a predicted model, not a curated record. NCBI's taxonomy places the organism in Eukaryota, Fungi, Ascomycota, Sordariomycetes, Amphisphaeriales, Sporocadaceae.
AUGUUAGAUGAUGCUCAAGCAAAUUCGGAAUGUAUCGCUUACGUGAUUAACUACAUGUCGGGCUUCAGCCAGCAGAGUAACGUUGUAUACGCUGGUUACCAAGGUGGCACUUUCUAUAUGCACGCUGGAGUCCUCUACAACCCACUUAAAUAUGCACUUAUCGUAAACGUAUUGAACCAUGAUGGCCUCGGUGCCAUUUCCAGCAUAAAAGUUCCGGAAAUAUGCGCUUCCAAUGUUGCAACACUAAAUUCGGGGAGGCUGAUGCAAGGGAUGAAGGAAUAUUUGUUGCGUGACAUGGUUGGAGACGAUAAUUAUGACCGCUAG